Molecule: messenger RNA, 1152 nt
Organism: Exophiala spinifera
Lineage: Eukaryota; Fungi; Ascomycota; Eurotiomycetes; Chaetothyriales; Herpotrichiellaceae
Exons: 2
Coding region: 1-1152 (383 amino acids)
Source: RefSeq, a predicted model, not a curated record
AUGCCGACCUUGUCAGCAUCACCGCCUUACAGACGGGGUGUAUCGUUUGAUACUUUCGACACCGAAGAUGCGCCCUUCAAGCACUUCACCCUAAGCUUUGCACACAGUGAUUACGCUGCCGCCUCGGACCGUCGGGUGUUUCUUUGUGGCAUAGAUGGAACCGAGUCUUCCGAUCUCGUGCUCGACUGGGCUCUAAGCGAGCUUGUCGACGAUGGCGACGAGGUCGUCUGCGUCUACAGGGUUGAGAAGGAGUCGAUGUUUACUAGUUGGUCCCGCUCGAAAGGUGGCCGCCAUCGCAUCGAGGCAGAGAAGCUCCUCGACAGUGUCGUCAGCAAGAACACCCGUGACAAAGUCAUCAAAGUCGUCGUCGAGAUAGUGGGAGGAAAGACCUCUACCGUGAUUCAAUCCACAAUCAAUCUUUAUGAGCCCAGCGCUCUGGUCGUGGCAGCUGGCGAUGGGACCUCGUCUGAUGUACAGAAGAUGCUUUCCGGUUCUGUCUCAAACGGUUGUUGGCAGCAGCCCAUGGUGCCCGUAAUUGUUGUCCGAGCUGGAAUGGCUAGGCCUAGAAGGAAUCAGCAGCAACAACAACAUCAACAUCAACAACAGGACCAGGGACGACGAUGGUCCGACCAGAGGUCCCUAUCCAUCUCCCACUCUCUAAGCUCACAGGACAGCGCUGUGUCGACUCAGGAAAUGGCGAAAGGCACAGCCAAGGUGGGCGGCCAGAGUCACAGAGGAAUCUUGAAAAACAAACACGAAAGGCUCUUUAUCAAGAAUGAUUCGGGCAGCAGCGACGGAGAAGCCGACGAGACGUUGGGAGAAAAAGGAUUCAUCCUUCCAAUUGGGUUCUUAAGCACUGAGAGCGUCCCCAAGGCGGACCUUGCCCUUAAAAGCCCAACAAUCGCCGCGCUGGAAGAGGACUGGGAUGAUGAUGAGCUGGGCAUAAGCAGCCGCAAAGUGCAGCAACAAACGGUAAAGGAUCGAGGAGACGAUCCGGUGGUCUCGGACGAUGAAGACGGCCUAAAACCGAUGAGGAUUGUAGAGGAACGGCGUCCCUCGGUGCGAGAAACCACACCCUGGCUCGCGAGCAUCUUGAAUGCCACAGAGAAGAACCCUCGCGGACACAACCGAAAGUCUCGUGCCAAUAGUUAA